Molecule: messenger RNA, 1497 nt
Organism: Olea europaea var. sylvestris
Lineage: Eukaryota; Viridiplantae; Streptophyta; Magnoliopsida; Lamiales; Oleaceae
Product: zinc transporter 2-like
Exons: 10
Coding region: 1-1374 (457 amino acids)
Biological process (GO): zinc ion transmembrane transport
Cellular component (GO): membrane
Molecular function (GO): zinc ion transmembrane transporter activity
Source: RefSeq, a predicted model, not a curated record
AUGAAACAGCAGGUUAAGAUUGUUCAAAAAGAGUACAUAAAUUUCAAGAUUCAGACUGUUUGGUGUGUCGAUAGGCCCAAUUCUAAAACUUCAAAAAUAUCUCUUUUUCGUGAAAAUUCCAUCUCUCUAGUACACACUUUACCCACAUUGACUGUGAGUAGUACAACAAUUAUCCCAAAUUUAUCGUACGUUAAGUCUCGAGACUUAAAGAAUGGCUCGGUAUAUUCUGAUUCUCGUGUUCACUCUACUCUUCCUCGUUGUCUCGCCUCCGCGCACGGCGGAGAUUCCAAUUCGCCAUCAGAGAAGCCCAACUUGAGAUCUCGGUCUCUGAUUCUGGUGAAAAUAUGGUGCCUGAUACUGGUGUUUGUUGAGACUUUUGUAGGGGGGAUUUCGCCCUACUUCAUGAUGUGGAACGAGGCGUUUUUAAUAACUGGGACGCAAUUCGCUGGUGGGGUUUUUUUUUUGGGGACUGCUUUGAUGCAUUUCUUGAGUGAUUCUAAUGAGACAUUUGGGGACUUGACUGAAAAAGAAUACCCAUUUGCAUUUAUGUUGGCGAGUGCUGGAUAUUUGUUAACUAUGUUGGCUGAUUCUGUUAUUUCUUAUGUUUAUGGGAAACAGAAGAACAAUUUUGAUCCUCAAAUCCAAGGUUCUCGCAAGGAAAAAGGCUCCGUUAACGGAAUACCUUCACACUCGCAGUUGCGGGUUAUAUAUGCAUUGGAUUCAUCAAAGAAACUUGAUAGAACAGUAAGAGGGGAAUUUGAAAAAUGCAUAAUUAGGCCCCAUUUGACAGGUUCUCGCAAGGAAAAAGGCUCCGUUAACGGAAUACCUUCACACUCGCAGUUGCGGGUCAAGACCGAUACUAAAGAAAAUCUAGCUAAACAUUCCCUCACGAGUGCUACUUCACUCAGAGAUGACAUCUUGUUAAUUUUCGCACUGUGCUUUCAUUCGGUGUUUGAGGGCGUUGCGAUUGGAGUAGCCGAGACAAAGGCAGAUGCUAGGCGAGCCCUUUGGACCGUCUAUCUACACCAGAUAUUCGCCACAAUUGCAAUGGGGAUAGCUCUUCUUAGGAUGAUUCUGGAUCGUCCACUAUUAUCUUGUGUAGCUUAUGCUUUUGCAUUCGCCAUAUCAAGUCCUAUCGGCAUUGCCAUUGGAAUUAUAAUAGAUGCAACGACACAGGGAACUAUUACAGACUGGAUUUACGCGAUAUCUAUGGGUCUGGCUUGUGGGGUUUUCAUCUAUGUGUCGAUUAGCCAUUUACUGUCAAUGGGUUAUAAGCCUCAAAAAUCGGCGUCAAUCGAUAUGGCACACCGUAAGUUUCUGGUUGUGUUGUUCAGUAUUGGCGUGAUUGUCGUCAUAAUGAUUUGGGAUACUUAAGCUUCCUUUGAUGUUUCUUGAGUACAUGUAAACAUGAGUGAUAUGUAAUAUUAAAUCAAACACGGUUAAUUUCAAUUAGUUACUGUGAUAUUGAUAUUUACAAUGGAGCUCAUUGAACUUUCA